AUGGCCAAUCGACUGCUCGCCGAGCGCGACGCGCCUAGCGUCGGGAAGCGCUGGGCCUCCAACUUCGUAAAGCGACAACCGCAGCUCCGGACGCGCUUCUUUCGCAGAUACGACUACAAAAGGGCUCGGUGUGAAGAUCCGGAGAUCAUCCGUGGCUGGUUUGCCCUUGUACGCAACACAAUCGCGAAGUACGGCGUCGCGGAGUCGGAUAUCUACAACUUCGACGAGACCGGCUUUAUGAUGGGCAUCAUCUCGACAGCGCAGCCUGGAAAUCGGGAAUGGGUUACCGUGAUCCAGGGUUGCCACCUCUCGACCUGGUACGAGGACAGCGAUAUACCGCACACCAAACCGCGCUCUUCGGGCAACUAUCGCCUCCUCAUCCUUGACGGCCAUGAGAGUCACCACUGA
Hirsutella rhossiliensis is the source of this 408-nucleotide messenger RNA. RefSeq names its product fot5 transposase. NCBI's taxonomy places the organism in Eukaryota, Fungi, Ascomycota, Sordariomycetes, Hypocreales, Ophiocordycipitaceae. The transcript is spliced from 4 exons. The record is from RefSeq and is a predicted model, not a curated record. The coding region runs from base 1 to 408 and encodes 135 amino acids.